Molecule: messenger RNA, 2023 nt
Organism: Dalotia coriaria
Lineage: Eukaryota; Metazoa; Arthropoda; Insecta; Coleoptera; Staphylinidae
Product: mesoderm induction early response protein 1
Exons: 5
Coding region: 317-1621 (434 amino acids)
Biological process (GO): negative regulation of transcription by RNA polymerase II
Cellular component (GO): nucleoplasm
Molecular function (GO): transcription corepressor activity; histone deacetylase binding
Source: RefSeq, a predicted model, not a curated record
ACGUGAUCAGACGUUUUUUAAUGGCGGACGCUUCGCACAAACUGUCGUAAACGAACACAAAAAUCCAAAACCUUGAAGCAGAAAGCGCUCCAACAAUCGAAUUAAGUGAAGCUACUUGCAGUUUCGACUUUUGUUAGUGUUGUGGUGUGCGAAUAAUAAUUAAUCGUGUUAUGUGCGUGCGAGCGCUGGACGCGCGACCAAUGUAACCUCACAUAGUUGUUGUGCGCGUUUGUUUGUUGUUGGUGGCGGCGCCCGCGGGGGUGGUGUUGUUUUGGAUGCGGUGCAGCGUCUGCGGUGGUAUGCGCUGAGCGCGAGCAUGGCCGACGUGGUAGCCGCAACGCAGACGCAGGGCGAUGGCGGCGCCGCACCGCCGAAGAAGGACAAGCUGUUUGACCCGUCGGUGGAGAUGCUCGUGAAUGACUUCGACGACGAGCGUACACUCGAAGAGGAAGAAGCGUUGGCAGCUGGAGAAUCUGAAGAUCCCAACGCAGAGCUCUCAAGUCUGCAGAAAGAGAGUAAUAUGCCUUUGGAGGAGUUACUGGCAUUGUAUGGAUAUCACAAUGAUAAUAAUCAAGAAACAGAGAUGACUGUAGAUGAUGAAAAUGAAAAUGAUGGUGAGAAGGAGAAUGAACAUGAGGCUGAGGCAGAGAAUGAUGUGGAGGAGCCUAUGGAUGAAGAACAACUUGAGCAGGAGGAGGCUGAGUGUGAGCCUGAACCUGUGGAGCAACCCUCAAACUUACAUGCUUUAUAUGAACCCAUUCCAGAAAGUGACCAGGAUGCUUCAAGGCUUCUUCGAUCUGUAUCCCGAGUAAGCGAAGAAGAAGAAGAGGAUUACGACUACAGCCCCGAUGAAGAUGAGUGGCGAAAGGUUAAUAAGACGAUUAUGGUUGGUAGCGAUUACCAAGCACAGAUCCCCGAAGGUCUGUGUCAUUACGAUGACGCGCUGCCAUACGAAAACGACGAUAAGCUGCUGUGGGACCCGAACACGAUUCCGGAUCCGGAAAUAGAGGCGUACCUGAAGAAAGCGGCGCAUUCCAGCCGCCCACCCGCGAUGCCCAUGGGCGCGCAGCUGCGCGACGAUGAGCAGGCGCUCUACUUGCUACAGCAGUGCGGGCACAAUAUGGAAGAAGCCCUUCGACGGAUCGGCAUACAAGUAAUACCUGCCUCGGAUGCGAUGAGUUCGUGGUCGGAGGAAGAGUGUCGCAACUUUGAGGCGGGCGUUCGAUCCUACGGGAAGAAUUUUCAUCAGAUACAACAACACAAGGUUCGAACACGCUCAGUCGGUGAACUAGUGCAAUUCUACUACCUGUGGAAGAAGUCCGAGCGACACGACAUCUUCGCAAACAAGUCGCGCCUUGAAAAGAAGAAAUACACACUCCAUCCGGGCCUAACGGACUUCAUGGAUCGCUUCCUCGAGGACCAAGAUGGCCGCGAUCGCAGCUCGUCGCCGAAUGUGCAGUGCAACGCCAGUGGUGACAGCAAAAAGUCUUCUUCGUCUUCAUUGACUGCGGCCAUUACAGUAGCCACAGCUGCUGCCCCUGCCUCCUCCGCCACGCCCCCAGCGCUCGCCGUCGACAUUACGCCCACCAUUACCGCCGCCAAGCCCGUCGCCGACACGUAGUUGUUAUUAUUUAUUGUUAACCAAAAUUGCAAAGAUAUAUUUUUAUACGACGCUAUUAAUAAGCAGAUGCGGGCGAGCAAUGGGCAGGCGGGGCCAUGGACAGUAUUUAUUGCAGUGGACGGCGAACGUACAAACACGAAAUGAUUAUGAACAAUUUGUGCGGUUGCUGUGUUGUUCUUCAAGAGACUUUCUACACAUUCAUCGAAAGGCUAAGGAAGAAUGACGAUUCGUACUUUGUAUACACACACGUUAAAAAUUAUUUUAAUUACUAUGACAUAAAUUACAUAAAUGAUACCAUACUUGUAAAAAUAUGGCGCGUGCGCGCAAUGUUGAAAAUUCGAUCGCUUUCUUCGCAAGAGUUUUCAGUAUCUUUCAAAUAUAAAACAAACUUUACGUACAAAA